Neurospora tetrasperma FGSC 2508 is the source of this 2288-nucleotide messenger RNA. RefSeq lists its product as uncharacterized. The transcript has 5 exons. Gene Ontology annotation, biological process: sulfur amino acid metabolic process. Gene Ontology annotation, cellular component: cytoplasm. Lineage: Eukaryota; Fungi; Ascomycota; Sordariomycetes; Sordariales; Sordariaceae. Gene Ontology annotation, molecular function: ATP binding; adenylylsulfate kinase activity; sulfate adenylyltransferase (ATP) activity. The coding region runs from base 257 to 1978 and encodes 573 amino acids. The record is from RefSeq and is a predicted model, not a curated record.
CCUAGCGGCACUCUCUCUGACUUACAUAGCAUAAGACGGAACGACAAUCCACUUUGGAUCGUCGGUCCCCCAAGAGUCUAUCCAUCUUUCCUUUCUCUUUCCUCUUUUCCUCAUUCCCAGCCCACCAUCCUUUCCUCUUUCUCGUGAACGAACAGGUCCUCGUCACGCCGCCGCAACUUAACUUCUUGCGCCGAAGCCACGAAGUUUACGCGACGCAAUAUCCCGUACAUCAUUUCACCAUAUUUACAUAUCCGAAAUGUCUAACCCACCCCACGGCGGCGUCCUCAAGGACCUGAUCGCUCGCGAUCUCCCUCGCCAUGCUGAGCUCGAGGCUGAGGCCGAGACUCUUCCCGCUCUGCUCCUCUCUGAGCGUCAGCUUUGCGAUCUUGAGUUGAUCCUCAACGGUGGUUUCUCUCCUCUUGAAGGUUUCAUGAACCAGGAAGACUACAAUGGUGUCGUUAAGGAGAACCGCCUCGCUUCUGGCCUCCUCUUCUCCAUGCCCAUCACCCUCGAUGUGUCCGAGGAAACCAUCUCCGAGCUCGGCCUGAAGGCGGGCGCCCGUAUCACCUUGCGCGAUUUCCGCGACGACCGCAACCUCGCCAUCCUGACGGUGGAUGAUGUCUACAAGCCUGACAAGGCUCUUGAGGCCAAGGAGGUAUUUGGAGGAGACGAGGAGCACCCCGCUGUCAAGUUCCUUUACGAGACUACCAAGGAGUACUAUGUGGGUGGCAAGCUUGAGGCUGUCAACAAGCUCCAGCACUACGACUUCGUCGACCUUAGAUACUCGCCCGCGGAGAUCCGCACUCACUUCGACAAGCUCGGCUGGUCCCGAGUCGUUGCCUUCCAGACCCGUAACCCCAUGCACCGCGCCCACAGAGAGUUGACCGUCCGCGCUGCCCGUUCGCACCACGCCAACGUUCUCAUCCACCCCGUCGUCGGCUUGACCAAGCCCGGUGAUAUUGACCACUUUACCCGUGUGCGCGUCUACAAGGCUCUCCUUCCCAGAUACCCCAAUGGCAUGGCCGUCCUCGGUCUUCUUCCCCUUGCCAUGCGCAUGGGCGGUCCCCGCGAGGCCAUCUGGCACGCCAUCAUCCGCAAGAACCACGGUGCGACCCACUUCAUCGUUGGCCGUGACCACGCCGGUCCCGGCAAGAACAGCAAGGGUGUCGACUUCUACGGCCCUUACGAUGCGCAGUACGCCGUUGAGAAGUACCGUGACGAGCUCGGUAUCGAGGUCGUUCCCUUCCAGAUGAUGACCUACCUUCCGGACAGCGACGAGUACGCCCCCGUGGACCAGAUCCCCAAGGGCGUCCGUACUCUCAACAUCUCUGGAACCGAGUUGCGCGCUCGCCUCCGCAGUGGCCGUGAGAUUCCCGAGUGGUUUUCUUACCCCGAGGUUGUCAAGGUGCUGCGCGAGUCGCACCCUCCCCGCUCCCAGCAGGGCUUCACUGUUCUCUUUACCGGCUACCCGAACUCCGGCAAGGACCAGAUCGCCCGUGCCCUGCAAGUAACACUCAACCAGCAGGGUGGUCGUUCCGUGUCCUUGUUCCUCGGCGAGAACAUUCGCCACGAGCUGUCUUCCGAGCUGGGCUACAACCGCGAGGACCGCGACAAGAACAUUGCUCGCAUCGCCUUUGUUGCUUCUGAGCUGACCAGGUCCGGUGCCGCUGUCAUCGCCGCUCCGAUUGCCCCCUUCGAGAAGGCCCGCCAGAACGCCCGCGAAUUAGUUGAGAAGUACGGCGAUUUCUACCUCGUACACGUCGCCACCCCCCUCGAGUACUGCGAGAAGACCGACAAGAGAGGCAUCUACGCCAAGGCCCGCGCCGGCGAGAUCGAGAACUUCACCGGUGUUAAUGACCCAUAUGAGACCCCUGCCAAGCCUGAUCUUGUCGUUGACUGCGAGAAGCAAUCCGUGCGCUCCAUUGUCCAUCAGAUCAUUCUCUUGUUGGAGAGCCAGGGUCUCCUCGAUCGUUUCUAAACGGACUCUUCAGCAGUUGCAUGGCUUUGAGUAUGCCAAAAGACCAUCAAGUGCUGACUGGUCAAUGUGGCAACGGAAUGAUGACACAAAAACAGGAAAACUAAAAUGGGGUAAAAUCAAGACAAAGUGUAAAAAGGACAUUCCAGGAAUGAGGAACUGCUGGUUUCUAGCCCUAAAACGCCAUGCAGUAUCGCGGCGUUGAUGGGUGAAAGGGAUGGAUAUGGAGAUGACUCCAAGCGAUUUGAUGAUCAGAUAAUCCAAGGUAGAACAGAACAAAAGUGGGCUUCAAAGCCUUUUCUCUUUCUCGCGC